Messenger RNA from Cydia pomonella (codling moth), 2770 nucleotides. RefSeq lists its product as uncharacterized. The record is from RefSeq and is a predicted model, not a curated record. The transcript has 3 exons. Bases 1256 to 1507 code for a protein of 83 amino acids. Gene Ontology annotation, molecular function: hormone activity. NCBI's taxonomy places the organism in Eukaryota, Metazoa, Arthropoda, Insecta, Lepidoptera, Tortricidae.
AUUUUUAAGGAUUCCAAUCCUAUCUGAAUUCCGAAAAAACUCUUUUAUUUAGGUUGCAUUAACCACAAUCGACGGACUGAUUAAUGAAACACAGUGUAACUGUGAAUUAAGACUAAAAGAUUAAAUAUCUUUUUGUAAAUCGUUACCGGGUGUAGUAUCCGAAGGUAACUUGAGCAUUUUUAGAAAAAUGUGUACCUCCUUUUUCAAAGAUAAGAAAGUUUUGGGUUGUUCCUACCCAUAAUCCAUACCCGAUUACAACUCCUAAAGGAUCUCUAAACACCUACGAACUUGACGGUAUUCAUAACGCUUACCCAGCACAUCGUGGCUAACGGACCGAUAUAAGAUGCACUUCUUUAACAACCAUUUUGUCUUUUGGUGACCAUGCCCACGAAUUUAAUAGUAUUGAGUUCGAAUCCAUAAAGGAGAAUGUUGUUUGUACCAUUUAAUAUACGAAUUGCUUGAAAGGUGGUUCCAGGUCUAAAUCCAGAUAAUAAUGUACCUGACGACCUGUAUAGCCUAUUGGGUAGUGACCCUGCCUAUGAAGGUCGAUGGUCCCGGGUUCAAAUCCUGGUAAAGGAAUUUAUUUGUGUGAUGAGCACGGAUAUUUUUAUAUUAUUCCUAAGUCUUAGGUGUUUUCUAUGUAUUUAAGUAUUUAUACAUUAUAUAUGUCGUUGUCUAAGUACCCACAGCACAAGCUUUAUUGUCUUACUGUGGGAAUUAGUCAAUUUGUGUAAUAAUUUCCUAUAAUAUUUAUUUAGUUAUAAAUUUGAAUGAUAUAUGAAUUCAAGGGAGAGCUCUACCUAUUUCUACGUAUAUCUCUCUGUGUUCAAAUUUUAAAAAUAGCAUAAAACUAUUUAGAUUGGCUUUUAUUUUACCGAGAUUUAAAAUAGGGAGCUCCACAUACGUAAUGAAGGUGUUAUUUACCAACUAAGCUAAAGUAACUGAAGAUCAUACUUAUUUUUAGACUUAAAGUUAUCUUAUUUAUGAUAUAGCCACGCUAACUUGGCAAUAAGAAUGCAUAGAUAUCUUUAUAAGCUACGUACUCGUCACCGACGUAGCCCUUGGCGUGAAAACUUAGCGUAGUCUGCCUCGGCUUAUAGUCUAAUGAGCAAGGUUUUUUAUACUGGUUAGGUACAUGGAGCGAACGACUCGCCUACUGUUAUAAGUAUGGGAAUAAUUUGGCUGGACCGGGUAUAUAAGGAGGAUAGCGGGUGGUACUGGCCAUUCGGAAGACAACUGUGGACUGUCUUUGAACAUGGCUGUCGUGAAGGUUCGAAGCGUGACACUGGUGGUCUGGGCGCUGAUAGCCAGCCUGGUGACAGCUCAGAUCACAUUCAGUCGCGACUGGACGGGCGGGAAACGCGCCCCGGCUCCACUCGACUGUGCUCAGUUCACACGGCUAUGCCGGCAGUUCGUACACGACCUGAAGACCUCGAUGACCGUCUCCGGCUUGGACAAGCACCGACGGCCUGACUCCGAGGACCCCAACUAUGACGAAGACAAAUAAGACCACUGCUGCAGUCUGAAGCUGGAGUCAUUAAGCGAUUUAUAGAAACACACACACAUUAACACAACAUAAAUAUUAACAUUGUAUAAUUUUUGAGAAAUGCCUAGUCUGAUUUUAGAACCCCUUUUUAUAAGAACAUUUUUUGUUUCUUAGGUAUUCUACGUAUACAGUAUUUUCGGCGAAGAAUUGCGCAGAUGCCUAUUUUUGACGUUAAUAAUGUAGUCAGCAAAGCCAUGGGUGUAGGCGGGGGGGGGGGGGGGGGGGGGCAGCUGCCCUCCCUGGACCUCAAAUUUCACGUACAAAUUAUACCCCUCUGCGGCGUCGGCCCCCUACCCUAGGCCUCUGGCGAUAUAAACUUGCCCCCCCCCCCCCCCCCCCCUAGUUUACUGGCUGGCUACGCCCUUGAGCAAAACUAUUAAUUAGCUUGAUGGAAACCCUGCAUAUACAUACAGGGGUGCUAAGGUAAACAUUUUGCUGACUGUACCGAAGUGGCAGCUUUCACAUGCACAAUGCCUUAGUAAGUUUAGGUUUGCGGAAAAUACUAAGUUUAGGUUUGCGGAUCGUAAUUUAUAAACAGUAGCAAAAUUAGGUACAACACUCAAAAGAUCUGCACAGGCUUAUUAGCAAUAAAGCUGUGUGUAGAUAAUUUUGAGACCUUCGUUUGAUUGCUUCUGUCUCUUAACUAUAAAUUAUUAUAAACACUUAAUGACUUUUGCUGUAUAAUGACUUACUACGCCAAAAUGGAAGGCUAUUUUGCAAUUUUUUCUAGUCAUUUUGUGAUUUUAGUUAAGUAUUUGUGGUUUAUAUGUACCUAUCAAUAUUAUUUAUUUGUAAGUUUCUAUACUUGUCUUCCUAUUUUUAAAGGCUGGAUAACCCUUUUACUUUACAUGUAAACUAUCUUACUACGGACACCUAAAAUGCCACUUGUUCCCAAGAGGCCGCGAGAUGAAAAAAUCAUGUUUCUUUAGGUGCAGGCGGCAUUUUAUGACUCAUUUUGAUUUCCACGUCAUUUUAUGCUUCCUGUUUUUGUGAUAUUACUUAGCCUUUGUAUUUUUAGUAAAUCAUUAUUUUUGGUAUACUAUAAACUUAAAUUUUAUUUAAGAUUUUCAUAAUUCUAGAUUUAAGUAAGGUAUUGUAUGUAUGUAAAGAUAAGUAAUAUACAUAUAUUCUAAAGUUAGUGUUACAUGUUAUAUAACAUAUUAUAUCGUUAUUAAGUGAGCGACAAUCUCGAGAAUGCAGCCCCAAAUAAAGCACAUUCGACUA